Messenger RNA from Acanthopagrus latus (yellowfin seabream), 1849 nucleotides. RefSeq names its product gap junction beta-6 protein-like. NCBI's taxonomy places the organism in Eukaryota, Metazoa, Chordata, Actinopteri, Spariformes, Sparidae. Gene Ontology annotation, biological process: cell communication. The transcript has 6 exons. The coding region runs from base 735 to 1511 and encodes 258 amino acids. The record is from RefSeq and is a predicted model, not a curated record. Gene Ontology annotation, cellular component: connexin complex.
GAAUUACACAAGAGUAUUAGACAAAGUAAAGUGUGCAGAAUGACUGACUGGGCAACACAAAAUACAAUCGCACUUGCUAUUAUUAACCUUAAAGGUACUGGAUCUGAUUUAAUGGUCAUGAUAUCACCAAUGUAAACAAUAUCGGCGUGUGUGUAACUAUCACUCUUAAUUGAGUUGCUUUGUUAAUGGGUCGUCCACCCGAAAUGAAUGGAGGCGGCCAAACUGUUAGAAACACCUGAAAUACCUGACCUGUAACACUGGAAUAUUGAGGUUCGAAACGUAAUCAAGAAGCAUUUAACCGACUACUGAGCUGUCCACAGUAACUUAGAUUGCUAAAUUUGGUGUUGCUUGGGUUUAGAUACAAGCCGAACUCACCCGAACAUACUAAAAUUUAGUGAAGUGACAAGAUUAUCCUUCUUUCUAUCUUUAGCAAUCUAUAAGAUGCUUUUAUCUGUUUGUUUACGAAUAAACAUCAAUGAUUACCUAUGGUGCCAUUAGCUUGCACGCUAGCUCGCUGCAGAAGUUAACUUACCCAAAAUAAUGUCCUUUCAUUUACAUUAACUACUUGUGUACAGCGUCGCGCAACUUCAAAAGCUACAAGAGAAAAGCCUUUCUAACUACGUUCUCCCAGUGUUUUGGAGUUUGUCCACCACAUAAAUCAACCGGUCUCCUUACUGUUGAAUUAGCAUCUAAUGCUAGCAGAACGGAGCUAGCUGACGCUCGAGCUCACAAGGAUGUCUUGGCCCGCUCUGUACACUCAGCUAGUCGGGGCAAACCGCCACUCCACCAGCUUGGGCAAAAUCUGGCUCUCGGUGCUGUUUAUUUUCCGGGUCAUGGUGCUCGUCGUGGCCGCUGAGAGCGUGUGGGGGGACGAACAGUCUGACUUCACCUGUAACACACUGCAGCCCGGCUGUGAAAACGUCUGCUACGAUCAGUUCUUCCCCGUGUCCCACAUCCGCCUCUGGUGUCUCCAGCUCGUCUUCGUCUCCACGCCGACACUGCUGGUCGCGAUGUACGUGGCCUAUCGUAACCAUAGAGAUAAGAGGAGGCUCCUACAGGGUUCUGGCAGAGCUGGCUUCCUCGGCAGCAAAGGCCAGGAGGAAGAGCUGGAGACCCUGAAGAAGCGGAGGCUCCCAAUAGCUGGUGCCCUCUGGUGGACGUACGCGUGCAGCCUGCUGUUCAGGCUGCUGUUUGAAGGCGGCUUCAUGUAUGCCCUCUACGUGGUAUACGAUGGUUUCCAGAUGCCGCGGCUGGUGCAGUGUGACCAGUGGCCGUGUCCUAACCUGGUGGACUGCUUCAUCUCACGGCCCACCGAGAAAACCAUCUUCACCGUCUUCAUGGCCACUGCCUCUUCCAUCUGCAUGGUCCUUAACAUGGCCGAGCUCGCGUACCUUGUUGCCAAGGCUGUCACUAGGAGUCUCUGUGUUCAGACGGAGAGGAAAACGUGCAGGAAAUCCAGCAGAGAAAGGACGCAGAACAAGACAAACCACAAACUGCUCGUCUCAGCCUGAGGGAGCAGCAGCACAGAGGACGAUAAACGAUGAAAAAAGAUUUUCCAAAGACUUGAAACACUUUAAAAAGCUGCGCAAUUACAAAGAAUGUGUAAAUACAACUGAACAUCCUCUAUGAUGCCUGAGGUCUUAAAAAUGUACCAUACAGUGGGUGGAGAGGAUGGAAUCAGUGACAACAACGCAAAACUGUACAAAGUUCAUGAUUUUAACUUUUAUAUAUUCUAAUGUAAUGACACACACACACAGAAAUACUGUUUCUGUUUUUAAUGGAUACAUUGAAUAACGGCUCACUGAAUACAAAUGCUCUCGCCAUUUCUCACUUUAUGUCCACAAAUAAA